GUCGGUUCGUAUAGAAUCGCAUAAAGUAAACACAAAUAUAUGUUUCAAAAACUCCUGUGAAAAAAUUAACAAUGGAAAAACAAGAAAUAAUAUAUCAAACGCUGAAGUCGAGACACCUGCCCACAAACCCCAGCGUCCUGUUAAACUGGGUGAAUGCCCUGAUCGGAAGCGACUUUGAUUCUCUGAAGCAUCUGCGCAGUGGAAUCGUGUGGUGUCGCCUGCUGGAGGCUCUAUGUCCCGGAUCCAUUGACCUGGACGCGCUGCAAUACGACAAGUUGGGCUGGCUGCAAAAUUACCGGGUGCUGCGAAGGUCCCUCAAAAAGUUGGGUUACCAACCCCUCAUUGAUGUGUCCGAGUUGGUGGCGGGGAAAAUCGGAGAUACUAUAUACCUUCUACACUUUUUCAUCGAUUUAUUCAAUGCAACUUUGGGUAGAAAAAUUAAGGAGGGGACCACCAGCGAUCCCAAAGGCUCCUCAAUGGUGGAGAGCGUAAUGCAGUGGUUCAAGAGCUUCUUUGUCAAGGAAAGUGAGGAGGCACCCGAGAAGAAGACUGAGGCAAAGAUCAAGGAGGAAUUUAAUCGACAGGCAUUGCUAUUGCUAUUCGUACCCGAAUCAACCGGAGAAAUGGUGCAGAGGCCAACGACUGAUCAUCAACGAAUUUCUCUAAAUGACGAGCAAGCAAGGGCAUAUCGUCUGCAGAAGGAUGAGGACCACCGAAUACUCCGCUUAUUGGUUAAUUCUAUCACAGAACUGCGGCGCGGCAGGCAUCUGAUGGAGCAACAAUGGUUGGCCAGUCUCAGGGAGCAGUCGCAGUCUCGGCAUGGCGCAAAAUAGACAGACAGGCGGCGGAGGACAACAAGAGCCUUGGCUUGGCGUUCCCCUAACUUUGUUUACUUGUAAUUACUUUGACCUUGUGCGGCGUGCAGCCAUGUCCUGGAAAAUUGGAGGUGGCUGAGAGUCAAGAUGAGAGGAUGGUCAAGAUGACAGUGCGUACAGUGGGCCCAAGUGUUAAAAUUGAAAUUAUAAGUGUGUUUCGAGGAAGACGGGGCUUUAAAGAAGUAAAGGAAAAAUAAUUGCUUAGCAUUUAAAAAAUUAUAAAGAAUUUGUAGUUUGAUAAAUCCUAAAAACUUGCUUUAAACUUUCUAUACACACCCAUUGUGACAGUGUUAAAUUAGUUAUUUCUUUUCUAUUCACA
Messenger RNA from Drosophila takahashii, 1194 nucleotides. The record is from RefSeq and is a predicted model, not a curated record. Lineage: Eukaryota; Metazoa; Arthropoda; Insecta; Diptera; Drosophilidae.